Acanthochromis polyacanthus (spiny chromis) is the source of this 3664-nucleotide messenger RNA. RefSeq names its product transmembrane protein 42-like. The transcript is spliced from 3 exons. Lineage: Eukaryota; Metazoa; Chordata; Actinopteri; Pomacentridae. The coding region runs from base 1434 to 1871 and encodes 145 amino acids. The record is from RefSeq and is a predicted model, not a curated record.
AAAAAUUUCCCAGAAAUGUUGAAAUGUGGACCCCAGCAGUUUCACUGUGAAAGUAUGUUUUUCUCCACGUUUUCAAACUUUAAAACGGGUCCAUUUUACCCCGCAGGACGACAUGAGGGUUAAGUACACUGCCCAUCCCUCCCAAAAAAGUUACACACUCUAAUAUUUCAUUGGACUGCCUUCAACACAUUCACUGUGACAUUGUUUCAAUAAGCUUCUGCAAUGUCACAGCAUUUAUUUCUGUCCAGAGAUGCUUUAAUUUUCUACCAAGAUCUUUAACUGAUGAUGGGAGAGUCGGAAUGCUGCUCAAAGUCUUCUCCAGAACAUCCCAAAGAUUCUCAGUGGGGCUGAGGUCUGGACUCUGUGGAGGACAAUCCAUCUCAUGCUCCCUGAUCCACUCAUUCUCAAUGUGAGCCUCAUGAAUCCUGGCAUCAUCAUCUUGGAACAUGUCCAUGAACAUCAGGGAAGAAAAACUCCACUGAUGUAAAGACCUGCUCAUUCAGUAUCUUCAGGUAGUCAGCUGACCUCAUUCUUUGGGAACAUAACGCUGCUGAACCUGACCAACCACAGAUCAUAACUCUAACCCCCACAGGCUGGUAGGCACUAGUCAUGAUGAGUGCAUCACUUCAUCCACUUCUUUUUUAACCCUGAUGCCCCCAUCACUUUGGAACAGGGUAAAUCUGGACUCAUCAGAUCACAUGACCUUCUUCUAUUGCUCCAUAGUCCAAUAUUUUUGCUCCAUAGCAAACUGAAUUCUUUUUUCCUGAUUUCCUCCCUGAUCAGCGGUUUUCUUAGAGCUACAGCUGUUUAGUCCCAAUUCUUUGAGUCCUUUCACAUUGUGUGUGUGGAAAUGUUCUUACUUUCACUAAACCUAGCCAUGAGUUCUGCUGUUGAUUUCCUAUGAUCAUCUAAGAGUUUGUUCCGACCACAUUUGCUCUUGUAAGAUGAUGGUUCUCCACUCUCCUUCAGGUUUUAAUGAUGUAUUGAACAGUUCUUAAUAUCAUUUUAGUAGUUUCAGAAAUCUCCUUAGUUGUUUUCUUUGAUUGAUGCAGGACAAUGAUUUGAUCCUUCUGAGACAGAUUAACAUCCUUUCCAGGACCACAGGACAUGUCUUCUGACAUGGUUGUUUAAGAAAUGAGAAGCUCCUCACUGCAUCAGCUAGAGUUAAAGAAGUUGUUUCACCACUGCAGUAAUUAUCCAAUGGAAGGAUCUCAUCUAUUUGUUUAGUUAAAUCCAAAUGGCGACUUUUUUUGGACAGGCAGUGUAUAUUCGUCAAAAAACUUGGGUCUUGCACAGCUAUUGGGGCCUGCUGUAAUGUGUUCAUUAAGGAGGCUCUUACUUUGAAAUUUAGUUCCACCGGUGCGUGUCCUUUGCCUCACCCUUUACUCUGCUGUCAGGGAGGGCUUUUUCACAGCGUCUCGCCGUCUUCAGAGAUGUUUUCGGGAACUUUUUACGCGUUAUUAGCGGGUUUUCUGGGUGCAGCUGCCUCUCUGUCCGCUAAGCUGUCUCUGGGAGCGGACUACCUGAGGGAGAUGUGUGAGUCCGGGCUGAGCGGCUGGACGGGACCCUCCUGCUGUGACUGGCUCCACAUCCCCCUGCGGCUGCUGUGUGGAGGUCUGCUGUUCAUCUGUAAUGCUGUCAUGUGGACCUUUUUCUCCAAGGCUCUCCGUCUCUGCUCCUCUUCAGCCGGGGCCACUGUCACCACCACCGCAUCCAACUUCAUCUCCUCUGGCCUGCUGGGGAGGCUCAUCUUUGGAGAGUCCCACGCAGCUCUGUGGUGGAUGGGAAUCUCUCUCACUCUGUGUGGACUUCUGGUGCUUCAUGGCUCCACACCGCAGACUGUCUCACAGGAGGACAAAAAGGACAAGUGAUGCAGCGUUUGGCUUGUUAGAAGCCUGCUGUGGAAGCACUUCCUCAGGGGCACAUACUGGACUGUCUUAGACGCACAAAAGUGUAAAUAUUGCAUGUGAAAGGAGGUGAGUAAGUGUCUUAACAGCUGAGCCUGUUGCUGACUGGGUCAUUGAGAUGUGCAGAUUUGGGACAGCUUCAUGUAAAAUCUUUUUUUCCUCUUGAGUUCCAUUAAAAUUUAGAUUUUUUUCAGUUUUUUUCACAGCAAAUGUGCUUUAUGUCACAUCUUUUUCUGGAGUUUCAACAGAACUUUCUUCAUAUUAGCAGGGAGUGAUGCUGAAACUUUGAUUUCACAGUAAAUGUGUGAUUUUUAUUGUAUUUGUGUCAGAAUUACCGACAGUCUGUCACAAAGUUGGGAUCACAUUUUAUUGUUGUCAUUUUUACAAACACAGGUUGGAGGUUGUACAUAUUCCAAACCACACAGUGCUCUGUUUUGUGAACUUCCAAGAUAACUGGAACUGUGAGCAGGAUUUACAUUUUCAGUUGAUACUAUUUAUUCCAAUCAUCUUAGAGCAUUUCAAAUCCACAUAAAGUUCAUAUAGAGAAAGAUUUCUCAUCUCAGAAUAACAGGAAUUUAAUAUCUAGAGUUGAAUGACAGGACUUUACUUUGGCGCCUCCUUGUGGUAGUUUAAAGAAUGACACUGCAGAAAGCUUGGCUCACCAGCACGUAUGAAAUAACAUCAAGCUUUCAGGGUCUAAACCUGUUCUGCUCAGGGUCUUUUGAUUGCUACUGAUAUAUGAAAGGGGCAAAGUCAAACUGAAAUAUUCCUGCUGCUGUGUGGAAACACUCGGGCCAUUUAUUGCAAACCUUUUGGCUGUGAAAUGUGAUGUUUCCUCCAAUGAUAACAGAACUAUGUACACUAUCAAUCAGAGUGUUGGACACACCUUCUCAUUCAGUGCUUUUUAUUUAUUUGUAUUAUUUCUACGUUAUAGACUAAUACUGAAGAUGAACACUUUUUUGUCUACAACAUCAUUCCAUAUGUAUUCUUUUAUAGUUUUGAUGUCUUCAGUAUUGAUCUACAAAGUAUAAAAUGAUGAAAUAAAAACCACUGAGUGAGCAGGAGUGUCCAGUCUUUUAGCUGGUAGUACAUACAGGCCCGUCUCCUUGCAGCUCCACCGGCUGCAGUGGUCAGCUCUUGUUCGAGGCAUCAGAAACAGGAACGGCACGAUAUAAUGCACUCUAGUAAUUGAACAAGUGAACUUUGAGUUAAAAGAAUGGAGACAUAAGCUUUUCUGCUUUCUUAGAAAUAAUUAAUGAGAAGUUUGAUACCACUUUAUUUAAAAAAGGCUGCAACAAGCAGAUCCUUAGCCUAGCUUAGCAUUAAGUAUGGGGGAAAUUCAAGAUGUAGAUCAGAUAUAACCUGUUGAUCAGUGAGCUUUAGACAUGCUGCGAGGUCAAAAUAGUUCCACAGAGCUGAGCUAACUGGUUUCCUGUUCUUUGCUGACUGAAGCUAACCUGCUACUGGCUGUAGGUUCAUAUUUAACAUGGAAUUAAUCUUCUCAUUCAAGUCUCAGCAAAAAAACGGCCGAGGGGUUUUCACUAAAUGUUGGACUAUUCCUUUAGGUUUAUUCUGAAGGAAUUUUGUGUUAAAUAGACCCAGAGUAUUUUUUUUUCAUUUAAUCUGUCAAACAAAAUCAGCAACUCAAGGCAGUCUGAAACAUUUGCUGCUCAUGUGUAAAUGCUCAUUUUUCAUCUGUGUAAAUACCAAAGAUGUAAAACUACUGAUAUAUUUGUAAUAAACAGAUUCAGUUCUCA